AUGUGCCCUACUCCUGACGUCCCGGCCACCAACGGCCAGUCUAAUGGCUCCAAUGGUCACGCGAAUGGCUCCAAUGGCGCUGCUAACGGCAACAAUGCUGACCACCCCGGCUACACUGCCAUUCCUACCAAGCAGAAGCACAGCAACCCCUAUCAGCCCGUAGGCGACUUCCUCAGCAACGUUGACCGAUACAAGAUCAUCGAGUCCACUCUGAGAGAGGGUGAACAAUUCGCCAACGCCUUCUUCGACACCGAGACCAAGAUUAAGAUUGCGAAGGCUCUUGAUGAGUUCGGCGUCGACUACAUCGAACUGACCUCUCCCGCUGCCUCUGAGCAGUCCCGCAAGGACUGUGAGGCCAUCUGCAAGCUCGGCCUUAAGGCCAAGAUUCUGACCCACGUCCGCUGCCACAUGGAUGAUGCCCGUUUGGCCGUCGAGACCGGUGUUGAUGGUGUUGACGUCGUCAUUGGCACCUCUUCAUACUUGCGCGAGCACUCCCACGGCAAGGACAUGACUUACAUCAUCAACACUGCCAUUGAGGUUAUCGAGUUCGUCAAGUCCAAGGGUCUUGAAAUCCGUUUCUCAUCCGAGGACUCCUUCCGUUCCGACCUCGUCGAUCUUCUCUCCGUCUACAGUGCCGUCGACAAGGUUGGUGUGCACAGAGUCGGUAUUGCCGACACCGUCGGUUGUGCCAGCCCCAGACAGGUCUACGACCUUGUCCGUACGCUCAGAGGUGUUGUUAGCUGUGACAUUGAGACGCACUUCCACAACGAUACUGGAUGUGCCAUCGCCAACGCGUACUGCGCUCUUGAGGCUGGCGCCACUCACAUCGACACCUCUGUUAUCGGCAUUGGCGAGCGUAACGGUAUUACUCCCCUUGGUGGUCUGAUGGCUCGCAUGGUCGUCGCCGCCCCUGAGUACACCAAGUCCAAGUACAAGCUCCACAAGCUUAAGGAACUCGAGGACCUCGUCGCUGAGGCUGUCGAGAUCAACAUUCCCUUCAACAACUACAUCACUGGCUUCUGUGCCUUUACCCACAAGGCUGGUAUCCACGCCAAGGCCAUUCUCAACAACCCUAGCACAUACGAAAUCAUCAACCCUGCCGAUUUCGGUAUGAGCAGAUACGUCCACUUCGCCUCCAGAUUGACGGGAUGGAACGCCAUCAAGAGUCGUGUUGAGCAGCUCGGCCUCACCAUGACCGAUGCACAGGUCAAGGUCGUCACCCAGAAGAUCAAGGCCUUGGCAGACGUCAGGCCGAUUGCCAUUGACGAUGCUGACUCGAUCAUUCGUACUUUCCACUUGAACAUCAACUCAGAGGGCGAGGAGAAGCCGUUGCUCCCGAACAUGACUGCCGAGGAGCAGGCCAAGUUUGAGAAGGCGGAGAGAGAGCUUGCUGGCGAGCCGGAGAAGCGUGCACUGGAUGAGGCUGCAGCGGAGCCUGCUGCCAAGAAGAUUAAGGCGUAA
This is a messenger RNA of Colletotrichum truncatum, 1461 nucleotides long. The record is from RefSeq and is a predicted model, not a curated record. NCBI's taxonomy places the organism in Eukaryota, Fungi, Ascomycota, Sordariomycetes, Glomerellales, Glomerellaceae.